AUGGACAGUCUUAUUUGGGCGGCGAUACUCAUGCGCAUGGUGGCUGGCCAUGACUUUGGGAGCCUGGCUGCACUGCGCAUCUUACUUGGAGUUUUCGAAGCAGCAAUAAAUCCCGGAUUCACCGUCAUCACGUCUACGUGGUACAAACCCUCGGAGCAUGCUUUGAGACAUGGUCUCUGGUAUGAGGGCGCGAGCGUUGCGUAUAUCUUCGGAGGCAUUCUUGCGUAUGCCAUUUCACAUGUCAAAAGUGCGAUCAAAAGUUGGCAGUUUUUAUUCGUCAUCUUCGGGUCUCUAAAAAUUCUGUGGGGUAUUGUGAUGCUCUUCUUCUUGCCAGAUAAUCCACAGACAGCAUACUUCUUGAACUCCGAUAAAAGAAAGCAGCCAUUUGCUCGAGUGCAAGGUAUCCGCCGCUUCGCCGACACACGGAAAUGGCAAAACGCGCAGAUGAAGGAGACUCUUCGCGACCAUCGGUCCUGGCUGCUUUUCUUACUCUGUGUGCUCACCACGCUCCCCGGUGGAGGUCUUACAGCGGGAGGUCAGUUUGGAUCAAUUGUCACCAAAAGCUUCGGUUACACCUUGUUCCAGACACAGAUACUGGGCAUGGCGACGGGCGUUUUCCUCCUGACGAUCGUCAUCACUGUCUCAUUAUCGAUGGGUUUCAAGAAUGCCGGCUGCUUGUCCAUCGCCUUGCUUAAUUCCAUCUCUCUGGUGGGAUGUCUGAUGAUCAAGUUCCUUCCAACACGUCAGAAAGGGGGUCGCCUAGCAGGCCUGUGGCUUAUUAGAGCCUACGCCAGCGCUUUCCCGACGAUCCUCGGUUUGGUCUCUAGCAACAUUACCGGACAUACCAAGAAAGCCCCGGUCAACGGUAUGCUCUUUCUGGGAUUCUGCACAGGUUAUAUCAUUGGACCUUCGACCUUUUUGGCCCAUGAAGCUCCAGGCUACGCGACAGCCUACAACAUCAUGAUUACAUGUUUUGUCCUCAACAUCGCUAUUGUUCUCACUAUGAGGCAAAUAAUGGCCUUGUGGAACAAGAAGCGAGAUCAGGAAUUAGACUCCGCAGAUGUAUUGAACGCAGAAUCCGCUGAGGACGUCUUGGUGGAGUUGGAUGAGACAGACUGGGAGAAUAAGACCAUUCGCUAUUCGUUGUGA
Messenger RNA from Exophiala aquamarina CBS 119918, 1149 nucleotides. RefSeq lists its product as uncharacterized. The transcript is spliced from 4 exons. The record is from RefSeq and is a predicted model, not a curated record. Gene Ontology annotation, cellular component: plasma membrane. Gene Ontology annotation, biological process: tripeptide transport; dipeptide transport; transmembrane transport. NCBI's taxonomy places the organism in Eukaryota, Fungi, Ascomycota, Eurotiomycetes, Chaetothyriales, Herpotrichiellaceae. Gene Ontology annotation, molecular function: dipeptide transmembrane transporter activity; allantoate transmembrane transporter activity. Bases 1 to 1149 code for a protein of 382 amino acids.